AUGGCGGGCUGGGCGCCGCUGCUGCCGCCGGCGCUCCUGCUCGCCCUGCUUUGCGCCCGGCCGUGCCCCUGCGGCACCGCUCCGGCCUCCUCCUCACAGCCUGUGACCGCCCGCCUGGCGGCGAAGUGGCCGGCGACCCCGCUGCUGCUGGAGGCGAGUGAAUUUAUUGCAGAAGAUGGUAAUGAGAAGUUUUGGCAGUUCUUGGAAACUGUGCGAGAAUUAACGGUUUAUAAGCAAGGAGAUUCAGAGUACUCGUAUUACAAUUUAAUCUUGAAGAAAGCAGGACAAUUUUUAUCCAAUUUGCAAAUCAACCUCUUGAAGUUUGCACUUUCCAUACGGGCUUACUCUCCAACUGUUCAGAUGUUUCAGCAGAUUGCAGCUGAUGAACCUCCACCAGAAGGCUGCAGUGCAUUUGUGGUUAUCCAUGAGAAGCAUACCUGUAAGACUAAUGAAAUAAAAAAGCUGCUGAAGAAGGCUUCUAAGAGACCCAGGCCGUAUCUUUUUAAGGGAGACCAUAAAUUCCCAACUCUCAAAGAGGAUGGCCCAGUGGUUAUUCUAUAUGCAGAAGUGGGUACGAAAGACUUUGUCAAAUUCCACAAGAUUUUAUCUGAGAAGGCACAAAAGGAGGAAAUUGUUUAUGUUCUCCGGCAUUAUGUUCAGAAACCAAAUUCCAGGAAAAUGUAUUUAUCUGGAUAUGGUGUGGAACUUGCAAUAAAGAGUACAGAAUAUAAAGCAGUAGAUGACACGCAGGUUAAAGGAGCAAAUGAGACAAAAGAAGAGGAUGAUGAGGAAGAGGAGGAGGAAAGUGAUGUCCAAGGGUUUCUCUUUGGCAAAUUAAAACGGAUGCAUCCUGAUCUGAAAAACAAUCUGAUAGAGUUUAAAAAACAUCUAAUUGAAACUACUAACAACAUGGAACCACUGAAGGUUUGGGAGAUGCAGGAUCUUAGUUUUCAAGCAGCUACUCGAAUUAUGUCUACCCCUAUUUAUGAUGCCUUAAAGAUAAUGAAAGACAUCGCUCAGAACUUCCCAAUAAGAGCCAGAUCACUUACAAGAGUACUCGUAGACAAGAAAAUGCAAAAUGAGAUAGAAGAAAAUCAGAAGCAUUUCCAUGAAACACUUGGAAUUCAACCUGGAGAAGCACGUUUAUUUCUAAAUGGCCUUCAUAUUGACCUGGAUUUUCAAGAUCCCUUUAGCAUUUUAGAUACUCUUAAACUGGAAGGAAAAGUGAUGCAUGGCCUUCAUGAACUUGGAAUCAAAGGAGAGACCCUGAGUAAAUUUAUGAGGUUGCAUGUGCAUCCUACAGAUAAUAAUUAUGCACUAGAUAUUCGCCACUCUUCAAUAAUAUGGAUUAAUAAUAUAGAACAAGAUCACAGCUAUAGCACAUGGCCUGCAAGCUAUCAGGAACUGCUAAAACCCUCAUUUCCUGGAUUUUUACAUGAGAUUAGACGCAAUUUAUAUAAUUUGGUACUUUUUGUUGAUCCUGUCCAAGAAGAUACUGGUGAUUAUAUGAAGCUGGCAGAAUUAUUCUAUCAUCAUGAUGUACCACUUAGAAUUGGAAUUGUUUUUAUUCUAAGUACAAAAGAAGAAAUUGAUGGAAAUGAAGAUGCUGGAGUAGCUCUUUGGAGAACUUUUAAUUACAUUGCAGAGGAAUCUGACACCUCUCAGGCCUUUACAUCGAUAAUUAACAUGUACCAUGAGGUGAAAGAUGGAAAUGUUCUGACAGUAGAUGAUGUGAAACACGUUCUUAGGAGUGAGUAUCCCCGUGCUGAUGUUCAGAGUAUCCUGGAUGUUCAUUCUGAAUAUGAUGAAGGGAGGAAGGCAGGAGCAACCUUUUAUAAGAAGAGUGGCCUGGGCCCACUGCCUCAAGCGCUGUUUAAUGGCGUGCCCUUUCCCAGAGAGGAGAUGGAUGCGGCAGAGCUGGAGACGCUUAUCCUUCAGAGGAUUUUUGAUGCCACCGGCUUUUUCCAGCGGGCAGUGUUCAUGGGUUUGUUAGAUGAUCAUGUAAAUGCAGUGGAUUUUCUUAUGGAUCAGAACAAUGUAGUUUCCCGUAUAAACCCCCAUAUUCUUGGAGCAGAAAGAAGAUACAUACAUUUCAGAUCCGCUUCUGUUCCAUUUCAUGUGGAAGACUUCUCUACUUUCUCCUUUUUGGACUCACAAGAUAAAAGUGCUGUAAUUUCAGAUAAUAUGAAGUAUUUAACGAAAAAAGAUGAAGAUGCAUUGUAUGCUGUUACUGUCUGGAUUGUUGCUGAUUUUGAUAAGCCAGCUGGUAGACAACUGCUUUCUAAUGCCUUGAAAAGCCUGAAAACAAGUAGUCAUACACGAGUUGGGAUUUUGAACAAUCCUUCAUCAAAAAUAAAGGAAGAUAACACAGCCGUUGCAAGAGGAAUUUUGGCUGCUUUUUUAACCCAAAACAACAGCAACUUAAAAAGUUUCCUAAGUAAACUCAGUAAGGAAGAGACAGCAAAAUCCCUUUCUGCUGGAACUAAAAUUGUUAAAUUCCUCAUCCCAGGAAUGGAUGGCGAUACUUUGGAGAAGAAGUACAACACUUUAGGACUGGAUUUAAUUAAAACUCAACAGAUGUUCUGCCAGGAGGUUCUGAAGCUGCUUCCUGGGCAAAUGGCUGUUAUUAGCAAUGGCAGGGUACUGGGUCCUUUAGAUGAAAACGAAUUCUAUGUAGAAGACUUUAAUUUGUUGGAAAAGAUAACAUACAGUACCUCAGCAGAGAAGAUUAAAGCUAUAGUCAAGGAGAUGGGAAACAGUAGUAAAAGUGGCAGUGACUUGAUUAUGAAAAUAGACGCCCUGCUGUCAUCUUUGCCUAAAACAGAGCUGAGACAAGAUGUUGAAUUACUCAAAGAACAGCACAGUGUAGUAAAAUUUGAGCCCCAAGAGAAUGACCCAUUCUAUGACAUCAUUGCUAUUGUGGAUCCAUUGACAAGAGAAGCACAGAAGAUGACCCAUUUAUUGAUUGUACUCAAGGACAUUAUCAAUAUGAAACUCAGGUUAUUUUUGAACUGCAGAUCUAAGCUGUCCGAAGUGCCACUGAAGAGCUUCUAUCGUUUGGUUCUGGAACCAGAAUUAACUUAUGGAAUCAAUAAGCACCUUCCUUCUGAGCCUGUAGCAAAAUUCCUAGAAUUGCCAGAAUCACCUCUUUUGACCCUAAACAUGAUCACUCCUGAAAGCUGGUUGGUUGAAGCAGUAAACAGUUCCUGUGACCUUGAUAACAUUCAUUUGCAGGAAAUAAAAGGGGCAGUUACAGCAGAAUAUGAGCUGGAAUAUAUAUUGCUUGAAGGACAUUGCUUUGAUGUGACAACUGGCCAACCUCCUCGAGGGUUACAGUUCACUCUGGGCACAAAGAAGAAUCCUGUCAUGGUUGAUACUAUUGUGAUGGCCAACCUCGGGUAUUUUCAGCUGAAAGCGAAUCCAGGUGCUUGGAUGUUGCGAUUGCGUAAAGGAAGAUCUGAGGAGAUUUAUCAGGUUUUUUCCCAUGAAGGAACAGAUUCUGUAGCCGACCUGACAGACGUUAUUGUGGUAUUAAACAACUUCAGAAGCAAAAUUAUCAAAGUUCAAGUACAGAAAAAGCCUGAUAAAGUGAAUGAAGAGCUUCUUACAGAUGGAACAACAGGAAAAAAAGAAAAUGUGGAAUCAGUUGCAAGAUUUUCAGAAGAAAUUCCAUCUGAUGAGAAGGAAAAGAAAAGUGAUAUUCUUAACAUUUUUUCUGUUGCUUCAGGCCAUUUAUAUGAACGUUUUUUAAGAAUUAUGAUGCUUUCUGUCCUACGUCAUACAAAAACACCAGUUAAAUUUUGGUUUCUGAAAAACUAUCUCUCCCCAACAUUUAAGGGUGUAAUUCCUUACAUGGCUAAAAAGUAUGGGUUCAAGUAUGAGUUGGUCCAGUAUAAGUGGCCCCGUUGGCUUUAUCAACAGACAGAAAAACAAAGAAUUAUCUGGGGCUACAAAAUUCUUUUCUUGGAUGUUCUUUUCCCUUUGGCUGUGGAUAAAAUAAUAUUUGUCGAUGCUGACCAGAUUGUGAGGAGUGACCUGAAAGAGCUCAGAGACCUAGACCUGAAUGGAGCUCCCUAUGGAUACACUCCUUUCUGUGACAGCCGCAGAGAGAUGGACGGGUACCGCUUCUGGAAAUCGGGAUACUGGGCUUCACACCUCGGGAAAAGGAAAUACCAUAUUAGUGCCUUAUAUGUUGUGGACCUGAAGAAGUUCAGGAAGAUUGCAGCUGGAGACAGGCUUCGGGGCCAGUACCAGGCUCUUAGUCAGGAUCCAAACAGUCUGUCAAAUCUAGAUCAGGAUCUUCCCAAUAAUAUGAUUCAUCAAGUAGCCAUUAAGUCUCUCCCUCAGGAGUGGCUUUGGUGUGAAACCUGGUGUGAUGAUAAAUCCAAGAAAAAGGCUAAAACAAUAGACCUGUGCAACAACCCCCAGACCAAAGAACCAAAACUAAAGGCUGCUGCCCGGAUAGUUCCUGAAUGGGUUGAUUAUGACUCUGAGAUCCGAAAUUUAAUACAGCAAAUUGAAAGAGAGAAGAAAAAUCUAACAUCAUUAUUUCAAAAAGGGCUCAAGCACGAUGAACUUUAGCACAGCCUGUGACCAGAAAUGGUGACAGCUCCAGAGUCUUCUGGGAAGGACUGAACAGAAUUUACAGCUGUUAUGUUGGCACUAUUUGCAGCCUUCUUUAAUGUGAAGUCAAAUAUUUUAUAACUUAAAGUGUUAUUUUAAACAUUUAAAAUGCAAUACAAAAAUAAGAAAUCCACAGGUAUUUGGGGGUUUGGGAUUUCUUAACCGGUAUGGAGUAGCUUUCCCAACAGCUUUGCUUUUGUUUUCCUUCUUUAAAGUACAGUUUGCCCAGAGGACUUUGGAAUGUGAAGAAAGAUGUGUUCGGUAUUGUCAGUCCAGGGGAGGACACACACAUUAAAUAUGUACUUGAAAACUUGUGCAUAUUCCAUGCACUAGGGUACUGUAUUUAAAUAUCAAAUAUUUUGGUUCUAUGUCCAUAGUUUUGUCCCUUAAGAAAUGCUGUGGUCACAAGAAAGAAUUUCAUAAAAAAGGUCUAAUUUAGACCACACAAAUGUAACUCCAUGUGGAAGCUAAAGCAAGGAAUGACACUCUUCAUUUAUUAUGCAGAAUUGCUGCAAUUUUAGAGAUUUUUUUUAAACUAAUUUUUCAUUCUUAGGCUCCUUUUGGCCAUUUAAAUGUGUGUGAUAAAAUUCCAUUAUGGUUUUGGUUGAGGUGAUUUUCCGACCAGCAUACAUUUCAUCAGAAGGUCAGUACCUGAAAGCUGCUUCUUCUCACUUUUGAUUAUCAUCAUCCUGUUUAUAACUGAAAAGAAAAUAAUAAAAUACUUGAGUAUUUUUUGUCUAUCA
Molecule: messenger RNA, 5366 nt
Organism: Vidua chalybeata
Lineage: Eukaryota; Metazoa; Chordata; Aves; Passeriformes; Viduidae
Gene: UGGT2
Product: UDP-glucose glycoprotein glucosyltransferase 2
Exons: 39
Coding region: 1-4581 (1526 amino acids)
Cellular component (GO): endoplasmic reticulum
Molecular function (GO): UDP-glucose:glycoprotein glucosyltransferase activity
Source: RefSeq, a predicted model, not a curated record